Molecule: messenger RNA, 1074 nt
Organism: Gasterosteus aculeatus aculeatus (three-spined stickleback)
Lineage: Eukaryota; Metazoa; Chordata; Actinopteri; Perciformes; Gasterosteidae
Gene: slx9
Product: SLX9 ribosome biogenesis factor
Biological process (GO): maturation of SSU-rRNA from tricistronic rRNA transcript (SSU-rRNA, 5.8S rRNA, LSU-rRNA)
Cellular component (GO): nucleolus; 90S preribosome; preribosome, small subunit precursor
Source: RefSeq, a predicted model, not a curated record
UGACUUGAUAACGUCACACGCUGUCGACACCGGCGAGCACCAUUACAACGGAUUGUGUGAAGCACCUUCGGAUUUAGCUGAAGUUUCACCGGCGUUGUUACCAUGGUCGGGAAGAUAAAACACGUCCGCCAGAAGCUCCACCAAGAGGCGGUGAGGCUCGAAAGGCCGAGCAGCCUCUCACAGAGGCCGGGCUCCGGGUUACCGCAGAGUUUAGAGAAGCCCCCUGCCUCGGAACUGCACAAAACAAGCGCCCCCAUUCUGGAGAAUAAGAAGACAGAGUCCUCCACCGACGCCGCACAGCCCCUGGGACAAAUCUCCUUCCCCUCUGGGAUUUUUGCCGGCACCAAGAUAACUGCAGAGGCCCUGGUACAGACGCUGAGGUUUGAGGAGCCUCCCGACGCACCUCCACCUGCUCGCACAGGCCCAGAAGAGAAGAAAGUCAAGUCAAAGAAGGAGAAGAUGAAGGAGAGGAGAGAGCGGUGGCUGAACAAGAUCAGCUCCAUUAAACAGGCCAAGGAGCAGCAGGCGGCCGAGGCUCGGCGGCAGGCCACGCCCGUGGUGGGGGACAUGAGGCCGCUGGCCGACGCCCUGCCGGAGCUGUCUCUGCUCGUCGCACCCCGCACCACGGCCCUCACCGCCCGCCGCAAGAGCAGGAAAAACAAAGUACCGGUGAAGAGGCCCGAACCGACAGAUUUCAGUCAGAUGAAACAGUCACAGAAACGCAAACUCCUGGAGACAGAGACCAGCCGGUUUAGCAACGCAGUCAAGACCCUCUCGGCCAAGAUGAACCCUCUGGCGGAUAUUGGCGAGCAGCUGAGGAAGAGGAUGAGGCAGGAAGAGGAGCAGGGUCCCAGCUAACAGCAGCACAGCCUCCACAGACCCCACCCAACAGACCCAAGGGGGCCCCGACCCCGGAGCAGCAGCAGCAGCAGGAACCCCGAUGCCCCGGGGGGCGCUCCCGUCUGAGGAGGCGGAGCAGGAAGGUGGUGUUUGUACACGCUGACUGUGACGGAUGUCCUCUCUCUUUUAAUCCCCAGCUUCCCUCUUCAGUAAUAAAUCUCGGUGCAUUCAACA